Sebastes umbrosus (honeycomb rockfish) is the source of this 2709-nucleotide messenger RNA. Its product is annotated as extracellular calcium-sensing receptor-like. NCBI's taxonomy places the organism in Eukaryota, Metazoa, Chordata, Actinopteri, Perciformes, Sebastidae. Gene Ontology annotation, biological process: G protein-coupled receptor signaling pathway. Gene Ontology annotation, cellular component: membrane. The record is from RefSeq and is a predicted model, not a curated record. Gene Ontology annotation, molecular function: G protein-coupled receptor activity. The transcript is spliced from 11 exons. The coding region runs from base 1 to 2688 and encodes 895 amino acids.
AUGUCUUGGCUCUCCUGGCUCCACACUCGGUGGCCUUCCUCGGCCUUCUCCCUGCUGCUUCUCACUGUAGUGGGCAGACAGACGGAGCCGGAGGUGGCUCAGGCGAUAGUGUGCUCCCGGUGGGGAGAACCGAGUGACAAGAGCCUCUCCCAGGAUGGAGAUGUGAUUAUCGGUGGACUUUUUAAUCUGUAUUACUCACCGGCUCUAGAGCAGGGGUUCACCAAGCUUCCUCACCAUGAACCAUGCACUGGUUUAGAUCUAGAGUCAUUACAAAAUUUAUAUACUAUGAAGUUUGCGGUGGAUGAAAUCAACCUUAACAGCACCUUGCUACCGGGAGUGAAGCUGGGCUACCGUACACUUGAUAGCUGUUCCAGUUCUCGCUGGGCUCUGCAAGUUGCACUGUCGCUGGUUGGAGGAGACGAACACAGCUGCAACUUAACAUCCUCUACGCCUCGUUCUACAACUGAUGAACGACCUAGAGAGACAGCAGGUGGUCAGCCUGUUCCUUUACUCAUUGGUCCUGCCUCAUCAACAAUAACCAUAAUUCUGUCAAGGAUCCUUGGGCCUCUCUCUAUCAGCUACCAUGCAAGCUGCCCCUGUCUUAGUGACAGGCUUAAGUUUCCAAACGUCUUCAGAACAAUCCCCAGUGAUAUUUACCAAGCCCGGGCCAUGGCACGACUGGCCAUACACUUCCGCUGGACAUGGAUGGGAGCUGUGAUUAAAAACAAUGAUUAUGGUCAUUUUGCGAUACAGGCAUUUCAGGAAGAGACUCAGGGGAAAGGGGUGUGUUUGGAAUUCAUAGAGACCGUCGACAGAGAAACUAUUGUGAGUGAUGCCAGACGUGCUGCCCUCACAAUUCAAGCUUCGACUGCCAGGGUGAUUUUGAUCUUUUCUUGGCAUACAGAUGUAAGGACAUUAUUUCUGGAACUGGCCAAAAGAAAUGUGACUGACAGACAGUUUCUGGCCAGUGAGGUUUGGAGCACCAGUGGUGAUAUUCUCCAAGAUCUCGCCAUCUCUAAAGUGGCAACUGGCGUUCUUGGUGUGGCCAUUCGAAGUGCAACAAUACCCGGAUUUCAAAAUUAUCUCAGAAGUUUGCACCCAAUUCGUCGUCCUGAUGAUGAAUUCUUACGAGAAUUCUGGGAAAAGGAGUUUGGAUGCAGUCCACAUGCAGCACCUCUAUCUUUAUAUUCAUCUCCACUCAAAACAAGUUCUAACCAUCAGUCAAAUGUUUCUUCUUCAUCUUCUGCUAAGGAGUCCUUUCAGAAAGCUUCUCUAGCACCCUGCAGCGGCACAGAGUCCCUGGAGGGAGUUCAGAAUCACUUCACUGACACUUCCCAGCUAAGAAUGGCUUAUAAUGUCUACCUAGCUGUUUAUGCUGCAGCCCACGCCCUUCACAGUCUUCUCUCCUGCAACAGCUCCACCUGCUCCUCUCCAAAACACAUCAAACCCAUAGAGCUGUUGCAGCACUUGAACAAAGUGAACGUCACCACACCACAGGGUGAAAUGUUUUACUUCCAAGGUGCCGACAUUCCAGCAAAGUACGACCUUGUCAACUGGCAGAACACCCCUGAGGGGUCACUCAAACUGGUUUUGAUCGGCCGUGUGGACGGGUUUGACCUCCACCUUAAUGAGUCAGCUAUUCAGUGGAGCACAGGAUCCACUCAGGUGCCUGUUUCAGUGUGCAGUGAGAGCUGCCCCCCAGGCACCCGGAAGGCCAACAGGAAAGGAGAACCUCUCUGCUGCUUUGACUGUAUCCCAUGUGCUGAAGGGGAGAUUAGCAAUCAAACUGGUUCCCUUCACUGUGAGCUUUGUGCAUCAGAGUUUUGGUCCAAUGCUAAACGAACUGCCUGCAUCCCUCGCCAACUGGAUUUCCUUUCCUUUAAUGAAACCUUGGGCAUCACCCUGACUGCAGUAGCUGUGUCUGGUGCCGCGGUGACAACAGCUGUGUUUGUGGUGUUUCUCUGCUACCGUCAAACACCUAUGGUGCGAGCCAACAAUUCAGAACUCAGCUUCGUGCUUCUCCUGUCGCUGAAGCUCUGCUUCCUGUGCUCGCUGGUGUUCAUUGGUCGUCCAUCAGUCUGGGCUUGUCGGUUCCAGCAGGCAGCUUUUGGGAUCAGCUUUGUACUUUGUGUUUCCUGCCUCCUGGUCAAAACCCUGGUAGUUCUUGUUGUUUUCAGCUCAGCUCGGCCAGGUGCUAAAGCCCUGAUGAAGUGGUUUGGUCCAGGCCAGCAGAGAGGAAGUGUCUGCCUCUUUACAUCUAUACAGAUUAUCAUCUGUGCCACAUGGCUGUCCCUCAGCCCCCCUGUGCCUCAACGUGAUCUUGGUUUUCAAGGUUCAAAGGUCACCCUGGAGUGUGCCAUGGCCUCUGUUGUGGGCUUCUCUCUGGUUCUGGGUUACAUUGGUCUGCUGGCCUGCACCUGCCUCCUCUUGGCCUUUCUUGCCCGGAAACUCCCCGACAAUUUCAACGAGGCCAAACUGAUCACCUUCAGCAUGCUGAUAUUCUGUGCUGUCUGGGUGGCCUUUGUUCCUGCUUACGUUAGCUCUCCUGGGAAAUAUGUUGUCGCUGUGGAGAUUUUUGCAAUCCUGGCCUCUAGCUAUGGUUUACUGCUCUGCAUUUUUGCCCCCAAAUGUUUCAUCAUUCUCUUGAGGCCUGAGAAAAACACUAAGAAACACCUGAUGGCCAGGUAGUCUUUCUGGCUUGAACGUGAG